AUGUUGCAGGAAUCCAAAUAAAACAGAGUGUGUGUUCCGACUUAGAGUGCCAUGCAAGAAUAAAUCUAAUAUGUGACUUGUGGAGCUGAGAGUACAUUUUGUAUUACGAUACAGAGGAAAGUGUUUAUGUGGGGAUCUGGGAUUCAAAUUCCAUAGCAAUUAGACCUGUAGGAGAUUGAAUAGAUAGCUGCUUCAAAGGAGCAUUGGUUUGCAUGGUCUGAGACAUAGGUUUUCGGAUGUGGUUCAAACAAAUAAGGCAAAUUGGGUAUGAACAACUCAGUGAAUACUCCGACGUUGUUUGACAUUUUCAGUGAGGCUUCGCAAUAUGGAUGGCAACUUCAAAAGAUAGCUGUUGGAUUGGAUCAUAGUGUAGCAUUAAUAGAAGUGGAGGAGGAAAACAAGAUUUUCGUUUGGGGUUCCAAUACUUAUUAGCAAUUGGGUUUCGAUGCCUCAGAAUAAUUUGUUGCUAUUCCUCAUCAAUUAGAUUCAGACAAUCUUCCUCGAAUUGUUGACAUCUAUGCAUAGCACAAUUACACUAUGGCCAUAGAUGAAGAAGGUCGUAUCUUUUCAUGGGGGAGCAACGAAUUUGGACGUCUAGGACAGAAUGCAUUUGCCAAGUGUAUGAAAUUGCCAUCUCCCAUAACAUCACUUGGCAAUGCCAAAAUAGCAAAACUGGCCUUGGGAACAUUCCAUGUGUUGGCAAUCGAUACUCAAGGCAAUCUCUAUUCAUGGGGUCGUGGAUUGUAAGGGUAAUUGGGACAUGGGAAUUCGAAUGAUUGCAACAAACCCACUCAAAUUAGUUCUUUGCAAGCAAUUAGAGAGGUGACCUGUGGAGAGGCUCACAGUAUGGCAUUAUAAAAUAAUGGUUCUGUGUAUGUCUUUGGAUCUGGUUAAUUUGGAUAAUUGGGAUUGGGAGAUUACAAACAAUAAGAUACACCUUAGAUGUUGUAGAUUCAUGGGGAGAUGAUUGCUUGUGGGAGACAUCACUCAGGUGUGCUCACCAAAAAUGGGGCUUUGUUUAUGUUCGGGAACAAUGAGCAGAGUCAGUUGGGAUUGGAAUGUGGAAAGAGUGGUGCCUAUUCGACUCCUUUGCCCAAAUAGAGUCCUAUGAAUGUAUUACAGCACUUAUGCAAUUUAGAUAGACCAAUCAAAUCUUUGAGCUGA
Paramecium tetraurelia is the source of this 1164-nucleotide messenger RNA. RefSeq lists its product as uncharacterized. The record is from RefSeq and is a predicted model, not a curated record. NCBI's taxonomy places the organism in Eukaryota, Ciliophora, Oligohymenophorea, Peniculida, Parameciidae. The transcript has 3 exons.